This is a messenger RNA of Candidula unifasciata, 582 nucleotides long. The record is from the annotation of a GenBank genome assembly. Lineage: Eukaryota; Metazoa; Mollusca; Gastropoda; Stylommatophora; Geomitridae.
AUGAAUGAGGCUGAAAGCAUCUUUAUCAAGUGGAUGAACCAGGCGUUGGCAAUUGCUGAAGAGGCACUGAAAGCACAGGAAGUUCCAGUCGGCUGUGUAAUUGUUUACCAAGAAAACAUUAUCGGCACAGGGGGCAAUAAAGUCAAUAAAACCAAGAACGCAACCAGGCAUGCCGAAGUUAUUGCCAUAGAAGAAGUUCGAGAGUUUUGUCUAGCAGAAGGGCUUGAUGAGAAAGACGUUUUCGGCUCGUCGACUCUCUUUGUGACCGUAGAACCCUGUUUGAUGUGUGCUGGUGCCCUGCGACAGAUUGGGCUGCCUCUGGUUGUGUACGGCUGUGCUAAUGACAGAUUUGGUGGCUGUGGUUCUAUUCUAAAUGUGGCUAGGGAUAAAGCUAUUUCUUCCAGCAUUGGGCCGUGUUUUGAUGUAGUCAGUGGUGUUUUAGCCGAGCAAGCAGUGACUUUGUUGAAGACAUUCUACAAGGGAGAAAACCCGAAUGCUCCAGAUAGCAAACGAAAAGUGAAAGAUACAGAACCAGGUCGGGUAUUAGCUCUUUUAGCUCCAGGAAGUCCUAGUUAUUGUUAA